AACGCACAAUGUUGUUGACCCCGUUAAGUGGACACCGGUUAUCAGUACACAUUUGUUGCUUCGUUGUACUAUGUUGGGCCCAUACCACCCCACCGUCACCCUCCUGCUCCUCAGGUCUCGCCUCGCCCACAACCCACCCGCCGCUGCUUCAAUAAGGAGAUUAUUUUCAGCAGUAAAUCGAGGACCUAGUAUAAGAAUAAAUGAUUUUGAGAAGAGAAUUCCAGUGUCGUUACCUUGGGACCAGAAUGUACUCAUCACACAGAGGUCCCGGCCUGCAGCAUGUGGCUGGUGUUACUUCUCCGAUGACUCUGGCAAGAUGACACAUCCAGAAAUUAAGGAGGCCAUUAAAACUAUCUCUGAGAAGUUUACAGAAGCUAUGGAGCUGAUGAAUGAUGCAAGAGCGUCGGCAGGAACAGUUUACUUUUCAGAGGAUAUGGAAGACACGCAUACACAGGUUACCGAAACAUUGGAAGACUACACCACAUUACUUUCCAAACUAAACGAGAGUCAGAAAACGGAAGUUAUUCAGUCUAUAGGCCUCAAGAUGGAAGAGCUGAAAGCCCAGAUGUCCUUGUUACAAGACCUAGUAAAGAGUGAAAAGCCACUUAUGUGAGGUACAAUUCACAAAUCUGUGAUGAAAUGUGCACCUUUUAGGCUUGCAAACAUGUAAAUCUACCAUUGUUUUAAUCUUCCAUCUAAUGUAUGUGCUGAAUAUUCUGGUCACUAAAAUGAGGGAUAGCUUUAUAUCUAGGAAUAAUUAAAUUAUUUUGACUACUAUUAAGGAUUGUUUAACAUAAAUAUAUAUAAUUAUUGUAACUGAUGACUAACAAACUGUGGUAGUUAUGACCAAACCACACUUUGGAAAAUGAAGAAAUAAUGACGUUUUGAAUCAUUAUAAAGUCCAUUAUAGUGAUAAUUUAUUGCCUGAUAUAAUGAUAAUUUAUUGCCUGGUAUAAUGAUAAUUUAUUAUCAUUAUAAAGUUCUUUAUAAUGGUCCAUUAUAACGUCCUGGAUCAUUAUAAAGUCAUGUGAUAUAAGAGAGGAAGGGACAGGAAAAUAUGGAGAGGAAAGAGUUCAGUUGACAGAUGAGGAAAAGAAUGUAAAUGUGCAAGAGGAAAGGUAAGAGUAGGAAAAAAAAGAGAUACAAGAAAGAGAAGGGGGUAAGAAAAAGAGGAA
Procambarus clarkii (red swamp crayfish) is the source of this 1175-nucleotide messenger RNA. RefSeq lists its product as uncharacterized. NCBI's taxonomy places the organism in Eukaryota, Metazoa, Arthropoda, Malacostraca, Decapoda, Cambaridae. The record is from RefSeq and is a predicted model, not a curated record.